Messenger RNA from Styela clava, 581 nucleotides. Lineage: Eukaryota; Metazoa; Chordata; Ascidiacea; Stolidobranchia; Styelidae. The record is from RefSeq and is a predicted model, not a curated record.
UAUAUAUCACACAUAUGUAGGGUGUAUACCAACAUUUCAAAUGUCAAAGGACGAAUCACACGGUCAGUCACUUUUUGCACGGAUCAUAAUCCAGCAGUGUAUUUCAGCAAAACUUCAAAUUAAUGCACAUGCUCCCAAUGAGAAUCCAGAGUUCGUUUCAAUAAGAAGAGGCAUCGUAGUAUAUGUUUGCUUCCUACAAGAUGCUAUAGAAGAGACUGCUAUCAAAAUGGCAAAGUCUGUGUGUAAUAUUAAACUCAGUAAAUCAUUAUCUGAAGAAUCCAACUCUUCUUUGGUCUCUGUUGUUGAACUACCUGGUGAUAUAUUAGUGGUUCCUCAAGCAACUCUUGGUGGAAAACAAAAAGGAAAUCGAAUGCAAUAUCAUGGAAAUAUAAAUAAAACAGACGGAGAAAAAUUAUAUAGAAUUUUUGUUGGAACUUUAAGAAAUAUUCAAGAUAAAAAUGAGUCUUGUCGCAAUAAUAACGUACGAACGGAAUCUGGAACGUACGGAAAUUUACAAGUUUUAUCUGUAGAGACUAAUGGUCCAUAUACACAUGUUUUGAAUUUUUAAGUUAGAUAAUAUC